AUGGUUCGUAUAUUGUCCUAUGCAGUGGUGUUCAUUUUAUGUGUUACGUCUUGUUAUGCAGUCAAAGUUGUAAACGUUGAUGCCAUUUGCAAGAACGUCACAGAUUAUACAUUUUGUUCAAAUCUUCUCAAUGCAAAACCUGGGAAAAGUCGCGAUCUUGUUAGCCUUACACAAUACACCAUUGACGCUCUUCGUGUCAAUGUGACCAACACCGUCAAGCUACUCGACAGUUUAAUUGCACAUAGUGGUAGUAAUUUCAACCUAACAUACCAUUACAAUAUGUGUUCAGAACUUUUUGGUAUCCAAAAGGGUGCCCUUCAUACGUUUGAGGAUGUUGAUAAACUCUUCAAGACAGGAGAUUACGAAUCUGUGGUUGAAAGCAUGAAAACUAUCCAAUUUGAUGCUUUUAUAUGUCUUUCAGGAGAGUCACCGAGUGAUCCUCCUUAUGAGGAUACCUCUGUACUUCCAAAAUAUGUUAAUGUUGUUAAUUUGGUUGCAGAGAUUAUUAUUAGAAUGUUAUCCUAUGUGAUAAAUACCUAA
Messenger RNA from Trifolium pratense (red clover), 540 nucleotides. RefSeq lists its product as uncharacterized. Lineage: Eukaryota; Viridiplantae; Streptophyta; Magnoliopsida; Fabales; Fabaceae. Gene Ontology annotation, molecular function: pectinesterase inhibitor activity. The record is from RefSeq and is a predicted model, not a curated record. Bases 1 to 540 code for a protein of 179 amino acids. Gene Ontology annotation, biological process: negative regulation of catalytic activity. The transcript has a single exon.